Messenger RNA from Chinchilla lanigera (long-tailed chinchilla), 639 nucleotides. RefSeq names its product dynein, light chain, LC8-type 1 (gene Dynll1). The transcript has 3 exons. Gene Ontology annotation, cellular component: cytoplasmic dynein complex. Lineage: Eukaryota; Metazoa; Chordata; Mammalia; Rodentia; Chinchillidae. The record is from RefSeq and is a predicted model, not a curated record. Gene Ontology annotation, molecular function: dynein intermediate chain binding; dynein light intermediate chain binding. Gene Ontology annotation, biological process: microtubule-based process; cilium assembly. Bases 182 to 451 code for a protein of 89 amino acids.
UACUUUAGAUGCGCCACGGCUUCGGUAGCUACAGCGUCUCUGUGCCGGCCCGAGUGGUGCCAACACCUCCUGUAGGAGACCGUUGCAGUCAGCCAGCCCCUGCUCCACGGUGAGAGACUCGGGGGUCCUCCCUACCUGGCGUUGCCCCAGUUGGCUGGAAUUCUCCCGCUGUGAGGUGACCAUGUGCGACCGAAAGGCGGUGAUCAAAAAUGCGGACAUGUCGGAAGAGAUGCAACAGGAUUCGGUGGAGUGCGCUACUCAGGCGCUGGAGAAAUAUAACAUAGAGAAGGACAUUGCGGCCCACAUCAAGAAGGAGUUUGACAAGAAGUACAACCCCACCUGGCACUGCAUUGUGGGGAGAAACUUCGGUAGUUACGUGACGCAUGAAACCAAACACUUCAUCUACUUCUACCUGGGCCAGGUGGCCAUUCUUCUGUUCAAAUCUGGUUAGAAGCAUGGACUGUGCCACACACCCAGUGAUCCAUCCAAAACCAAGGACUGCAGCCUAAAUUCCAAAUACAGAGACUGAAAAUCUUCAGCCUUGCUAAGGGAACACCUCGAUCUUUGAACCUUUUUUGUGUUGUGUACAGGGCAUUCUCUGUACUAGUUUGUUGUGGUUAUAAAACAUUUAGCAAAACA